CAUAGGAACGACAGUUGUUUUGAUUUAAUAGUACAAGUUUAGUCAUUUAUCCAGCCAUAAUGUCUGAAUCACUCCUUACAACUGCAGAAUUGGAGCUAAUCGUGGAAAAAUUUGAAACUAUCAAAUUGGAAGAUAUUGGGAAAAAACACUGGUUCAAAAGAUCGCAAGAGAUUUUUAAAAUUUAUCAAGUUGCAAGCAUUGAAGCGUCAUCGUCCUCUGGUACUGAGAGGGUUUUUAAAGCAUUCACUUUGUAUAACAAAGUGGAACCAUUGAUCAAAGAUGUGGUAACUUUGAGCUUAUGGAAGGAGAAAGUUUUUCCUGCUUUGGUGACAUUGACACCGCAACCAGAAAGCCCUUUUCCGACUUACAUCGUGCUUUAUGGUGAAGUAAUUAUUUUAGGAAUACUCCAGAGUCUACUUUUCCAUUCAGAAGCAUUUAACUACAUCAGCGAUUCCAGUGAUGAUCUCAUAGAUUAUGCUGUUUCAAAAAUAUCAAAAUUACUCUGCGUCAAAAGUAAAAAUUUAACUACUGAUGAUAUACGAAUGAGAAAAAUGGACGCAAUCGAAGAACUGAAAGAGCAAAAGGACUUAAUUGACUUCAAUAUAGGUUCCCAGUGCAUUUCUGUUGUAAGAUACAUCUGUGAAAAUUUUGACAAGCUACCACUCAGUGCAGCGUCGCGUAUCUACACAACACACGAUGUUCCUAUUUUAAUCACACAUCUUCUCGACAUGAACACAUGGUCAAACCAUGUCGAUGGGAAAUUUUACAAGCAUAAUGACAAUGAAUGGAAAGAAUGGCUUUCUGAGGAUCCUGUGCUUAGUAAAACCGAGUGCCAAGUUUGGUUGCUUUUAAGGCAGCUUCUUAUAAACCCAACAUGUGACACUGUUUACUAUUACAGCACAUUCAGAAAAGAACAAUUGUCCAAACUCAUAAAACUCCUUCAUGAUAGAGUAAUAGACCAACUGAGUCCACUGGAAGACCUUAAAAAUUGGCUUAACACACUUUUAAUCUCACCGAGCAAAGGGGAGAAUGUCCAUAAUCCUUUAAUAGUCGAAGUUACAACGAGUUACAAGGAUGAGCUUUCUUUAAAAUACGAAGAUCAAUGGGAUCAAAUAGCAUCAAAAAGGUCAAAACUACUUUUCUAUGGAUCUCCAAAUGACAAGCAGGCCAUCGCCAAAUCUUUUGCUGCAUCACUAGACACCAUAGAAGAAAUCAAUGAUAAUUUGCAAAGCUGUAUCUUUUGUUUCAACAGGGCGUUUAAAAGGUGUUCCAAGUGUAAAAAGGUUUGGUACUGCUCUAGAAAAUGUCAGGUACAGCACUGGAGUGCACACAAAACUGUCUGUGUAUCUUAAUUCCUAUCAAGCAUUUAGGGGCACUUUUGUAAGACAAUAACUGUCUUAUUUUAAAAAAUAACAUAAUUAGCAAAGGAAAAGUACAAUAUCUAAAUGUCUAUGACUCUUAUUCUUAAGAUUCACUUCCAAGCUAGCUUACAUUAAUAUCCUCCUUCUAUUGUUGCUAGUUUGUAAUUCAAUAAAAACUCUUGUUUCUUUA
Molecule: messenger RNA, 1551 nt
Organism: Cimex lectularius (bed bug)
Lineage: Eukaryota; Metazoa; Arthropoda; Insecta; Hemiptera; Cimicidae
Gene: Zmynd10
Product: zinc finger MYND domain-containing protein 10
Exons: 1
Coding region: 60-1352 (430 amino acids)
Biological process (GO): outer dynein arm assembly; motile cilium assembly; inner dynein arm assembly
Cellular component (GO): cytoplasm; centriolar satellite
Source: RefSeq, a predicted model, not a curated record